This is a messenger RNA of Panicum virgatum (switchgrass), 1481 nucleotides long. RefSeq names its product amino acid permease 1-like. The record is from RefSeq and is a predicted model, not a curated record. NCBI's taxonomy places the organism in Eukaryota, Viridiplantae, Streptophyta, Magnoliopsida, Poales, Poaceae. The coding region runs from base 1 to 1371 and encodes 456 amino acids. Gene Ontology annotation, cellular component: plasma membrane. The transcript is spliced from 6 exons.
AUGGACAUCGACAUGCAGACCCACAGCGGCCACGGCGAGGUUGACGACGACGGCAGGGAGAAGAGGACAGGGACGGUAUGGACGGCGGCGGCGCACAUCAUCACGGCGGUGAUCGGUUCCGGCGUGCUGUCGCUGGCGUGGGCGAUGGCCCAGCUGGGGUGGGUGGCCGGGCCGGUGAUCCUGCUGCUCUUCGCGGCCAUCACCUACUACACCUGCUGCCUCCUCUCCGACUGCUACCGCGUCGGCGACCCUGAAACCGGCAAGCGCAACUACACCUACACCGAGGCCGUCGAGUCCUACCUAGGCGGAGGGUAUGUCUUUUUCUGCGGUGUCUGCCAGUAUGCCAACAUGUUCGGCACCGGCAUCGGCUACACCAUCACAGCGUCCGCCAGCGCCGCGUCUAUCCUCAAGUCCAACUGCUUCCACUGGCACGGGCACGAAGCUGACUGCACCCAGAACACGAGCGCCUACAUCGUCGCCUUCGGCGUGGUGCAGGUCAUCUUCAGCCAGCUCCCCAACUUCUACGAGCUCUGGUGGCUCUCCGUCAUCGCCGCCGUCAUGUCCUUCUCCUACGCCACCAUCGCCGUCGGCCUCGCCCUUGGCCAGACCAUCUCAGGCCCUACGGGGAAGACAACACUGUAUGGCACGCAGGUCGGAGUGGAUGUCGCUGACGCAACGCAGAAGACAUGGUUGACGUUCCAGGCUCUCGGCAACAUCGCGUUUGCCUACUCUUACACCAUUAUCCUCAUCGAAAUCCAGGACACGCUGCGAUCUCCGCCGGCCGAGAACAAGACGAUGCGGCAGGCGUCGAUCCUGGGCGUGGCGACGACGACGGCGUUCUACCUGAUAUGCGGCUGCCUGGGCUACUCGGCGUUCGGAAACGGCGCGCCGGGGAACAUCCUCGCCGGCUUCUACGAGCCCUACUGGCUGGUGGACUUCGCCAACGUGUGCAUCGUGCUCCACCUCGUGGGCGGCUUCCAGGUGUUCCUGCAGCCGCUGUUCGCGGCGGUGGAGGCCGGCGUGGCGGACCGGUGGCCCGGCACGAAGCAGGACCGCGGCGGGGUCAACGUGUUCCGCCUCGUGUGGCGCACGCUGUUCGUGGCGCUCAUCACCCUCGGCGCCGUGCUGCUGCCCUUCUUCAACAGCAUCCUCGGCAUCCUCGGCAGCGUCGCCUUCUGGCCGCUCACCGUCUUCUUCCCCGUCGAGAUGUACAUCAGGCAGCGGGAGAUCCCGCGGUUCAGCGGCACCUGGCUGGCGCUGCAAACCCUCAGCUUCUUCUGCUUCAUCAUCACCAUCGCCGCCGGCGCCGCAUCCGUGCAGGGCGUGCGCGACUCGCUCAAGACCUACGUGCCCUUCCAGACCAGGUCGUGAUAGCUCGCGUGCUGGUCGAGCUUGUUGGGGUGUCUAGGAAGCUGCGACUGUGGGUUGGGUGGCAUUGUGUUUUUGGGAUGAUAAGGGGGAUGAGCACAUAUAGGAGCAGG